AUGGACUAUAGCGAUUUAUGGAAGCUGCAUGGAGUAGGCAUAGAAGAAUUCGCCGACAGAGACGAAGAAAAUCAACGGAUAUUAGAGGAAUUCCAUGCAAAAGUAAAGUUUGAAGAUAACAAAAUCUUUGUCUGCUUUCCUUGGAAAAGUAAUAAAUGCAGUUUAGCAGACAACUAUACUCUAGCGGUAAGCAGACUGCAUCAGCUUCUGAAAAUGAAAGAAAAGAAUCCUCAAUGUUGGAAAGAAUACUGCAAGAUUCUAGACGACCAACUGGCGAAGAACUUCAUAGAAGAGGUAGUAAAACCACCCAACAAAGAAAAUCCGUGCUACUAUAUACCUCACCAAGCCGUGAUCAAAAUGGAAAGUGCGACAACGAAGACACGCAUAGUACUAGAUGCUUCAUCUAAAAGAAAAGGCGAAUUGAGCCUCAAUGAUGUCAUUCAUCAAGGCCCACUUAUUCUACCGAACUUAUGUGGAAUACUGUUGCGGUCACGAUUUGGGUCCAAGGUAAUGAUAGCCGAUGUUGAAAAGGCAUUCCAUAUGAUAUACCUACAGGAAUCGGAAAGGGAUUCCGUGAGGUUUCUGUGGUUGAAAGACGUCAACAAACCACUUACAACCAGUAAUUUGAAAAUCCUAAGAUUCUGCCGCCUCCCAUUUGGAAUCAACGCAUCUCCCUUUUUACUCGCUAUGUCCAUAAAGUAUGGAAUAAGUAGACAAAAACAAGAUGACACAGAAACUUAUGAGGAACUAGAGGAAAACCUCUAUGUGGAUAAUGUAUUACUAACAGCUGAUGAUUCUGACUCUCUCAUGGAAAAAUAUCAACUUUGUAAAGCCGUUUUCAGAAAUAUUUCCAUGAAUCUCAGACAGUUUAUGACUAAUGACACAAUUGAUCGACCAGAAAGACCUAUACAAAGGAAAGAACGUAAAAAUUCUGGGAAUACCAUGGAACCCGCAAAGCGAUACCUUCUCUAUAAAGUGCAAACUACGAUAUGA
Cylicostephanus goldi is the source of this 993-nucleotide messenger RNA. NCBI's taxonomy places the organism in Eukaryota, Metazoa, Nematoda, Chromadorea, Rhabditida, Strongylidae. The record is from the annotation of a GenBank genome assembly.